GCCCUUCCCCUGUUUAGUCUCGUCCCACCCCCGUAUGAGUGGACCACGCCCCCUUAGCUGUAGCCCCGCCUCUCUAGACUGUUUUGGUUAUGGAGUCAGCCCAGCCCCCCUUCAGGCUGAUUCUGUCUACAUCUGAGAUGGCCCCGCCCUUCAGGAUCAGUUUGAAUGAGGAGCAGCUGGGACCAGCCGGCUGGGUGGGACGACCGCAAUGGCCCAAGCGAAAUCUAGACCUGGAUUUUUCGGCCACGGAGGCCAGGAUUCCAGAUCCGGGUACACUCGGCCUUCGAGGGCCCAGACUCCGCUUUUGUCACCCCUUCUAAAGCUGGCUUCGUGGGAGCUCUCCGUGGUGCUGAUCUCAUGCGCUCCUGUCCACGGUGCUGAAUUCCGAGGGCAGCGUUGGGGGCUGAGGUCAGGGGAGAGAAAGGAUUGGCGAAAGGCAUAGCCCAAAGCCUGGACAUAUCUGACACACGAGCACCUUGGCUUACCCAAAAAUGGACAAGAGGAAGGUGGACAUGGCCUGCAGGGGCCACACUCGACCCAGGGGCCUGCCCUGGGCCCUAAGACUGACCCUGGUGUGGAUCCUGCUGGGGUUCUGUGGAGGGAGCCGCCCACUCCCAGCUCUGUCCCGGAGACACCAUAGGCUGGCGACCGAUUUCGGCACAGUCCAGCUGCACCUUGCGGAGAUGGACACGCCAGAGGCAUCGGACCCUGGGGCGGUCCCAGAACGCUGUGGGGAGCCGAGCCCUGGGUGCGAAUCCUUCCUGGGACAUCUCCAAGCUGCCCUCCAGAGUCGCUUCCGCCUGCUGUUAUUGGGGAUACGCCAGGCGCAGCCGCUCUGUUCUGAGCUCUGCGAUGUCUGGUUUGCCACCUGCGAAAGUGAUAUUACCUGCGGCCCAACUUGGCUUCCAUUCCCAGAAAAGCGGGGCUGUGAGCCUGGCUGCGCUACCUAUGAGCAGACCUUUGCCGAUGGGGCAGACCUUUGCCGCUCAGUCCUGGGCUACGUGCUGCCGGUAGCAGCUCCUGGCGCGGAUCACUGCCUCAACAUUUCCAUCUCGGUACUGCCGGGUCGCAGACACGAACGGAGGGCCCGGGAAAUCAGUUUCCCGCGGUCCCGCCGCUCCCGCACCUGGAUCCUGGAUGCUGCGGGCAGCGGGAGUGGUAGUGGAAGCGGCAGCGGCCCCUAGGGGGCGCUGGGCCUUGGAUGGAAGAUGCGUCCCUUCCCCCAACCCGGCCCAAGACACCCAGAGCGCCACCCCUCUCCCUCUCCGCUUUCUAGUUUCCAGAGUCCUGUCCCUCCUUCUGGAGUCCCAGAGACUAGCCCUUCUCCAGGUUAUUAGAGAAAUAGCCCAACUCUAGCUCAUUUUCCCCUCUUCCCCCACUGAAUAAAGUCGCCAGCUCGAAAGCA
Molecule: messenger RNA, 1405 nt
Organism: Neofelis nebulosa (Clouded leopard)
Lineage: Eukaryota; Metazoa; Chordata; Mammalia; Carnivora; Felidae
Gene: RTBDN
Product: retbindin
Exons: 8
Coding region: 492-1184 (230 amino acids)
Cellular component (GO): external side of plasma membrane
Molecular function (GO): riboflavin binding; riboflavin transmembrane transporter activity; signaling receptor activity
Source: RefSeq, a predicted model, not a curated record